Molecule: messenger RNA, 2265 nt
Organism: Pelodiscus sinensis (Chinese soft-shelled turtle)
Lineage: Eukaryota; Metazoa; Chordata; Testudines; Trionychidae
Source: RefSeq, a predicted model, not a curated record
CUGGAAAUUUUUCGCCAGCAGUAGCCCCCUCCGGAGGACCGCGCAUGCGCAGAGUGUUCCGCGGCGUUCACGCCUUUUCUGCAUCGCGCGGUCCGACUCGCCACUUCCUCCUAACCGUCCACGGCCGCAGACUGAUUUGGAACACGCUCCUCCCCUGAGGAGAAUUCGUAUUGUUAUUCCUUUAUUCUUUCCCAGUUAUCCCCUUCCUACAUAGUUAGUCAGUUAUUAUCUUAGUUAAUAGUUUAAAAAAAAAAACCAACCUUUUCUUCUCUUCCCGUUAUAAUCUGAGGGCCGCUUCCACGAGCUCCUCAAGUUUGCUUUCCCCCGGAGACCGCCGCACUAAGCAUGCCCGGCUCUCCCGGGUUUAAGAAAUGCGCUUUGUGCGGUGAAGCCAUGCUGGUCUCUGAUGGCCACUCCCGCUGUAUUCGCUGCGUGGGAGAGGGCCACAUCCCCCAGAAAUGCGGUCACUGUGCUGACUGCACGCACUAGGCGUGACAGAGAAAUGCACCUGAAGAUGCUAUUCUUCAAUAAGGCUCUCCAGCCCCUGUCGGUAGAAGUACGGGAAGCUCCGGGCACGCAUAAAUCCAAGGACGGAAGAAGCUCCGCUCCGUCCAGGAGUCUAAGUGCAGGAGAGGCGCGAGGCUCGUCGGGCCACCCUCCCACACAGGGAGUGGAGAAGUUACCGAAAGCCCGUAGUACAUCAUCGCCGAGCCCCGCACUCUCAGUGCUCUCGGUCCUGGCAGGUCGCCCGGAAUCGGCACCGUCAUCUACGGCACCGAGUCUCCGAGCAGCAUCGCAGCCAGAUACGGUGCGGUCCGAGGCACUCGGCACCGUUGCCUCAUGAAUGCUCUCAGGCUAAUCCGGCACCGGCGGUCGACCCGGCACCGAAGCGUAAGCAGGCACCGAAGACUAAGCCGCAACCAGCACAGAUACUGGAGACGGCACCGAGAAAACACUCGGCGCCUGGGUCAUCCCGCCCCCAUUCAAGGCUUCGGUGCACAUACAAGGCACGCCUGCACCUGCCCGCACCGACCAUCCAUUGUGCGCGGCUGAACUGGCUCCGUCCGUUGCUUCGGCGCUGGCCCCUACGGGCCCGCAACCCAACGGCUCUGGGGAUGAGACGGCACCACCAUCCCCAUCUUCUCCACCUCGGUCGCCACGCCUCCCGGAGGAAGUCUCUGACUUUGCCUCAGUUGUCUCCAUUCCGGGUAGCCCAGUCCCCAGGCCUCUCCCAUCCACGGGGGUACCGACUAAGGCUCAAAGGAAGACUCACCAUCCUCGUAUGCCUUCCCCCAGUUCCGAUAGGGCGACGUUUUCCCCUGAAGCAUCGCUCUCACCUCGUCAAAGACGGCGGGAUCACCAUUACGGUUAUUCCCCUACGCACCGUUACUACAGAUCCCCGAGGCGAUCUAUUACACCGCCCCGUUAUCACCGUUCAUACUACUCGAGAUUGCCGUAUCACUACUCAUACUGCUCACGAUCCCCGCGAUCUCCUCGCUCCCGAUACUAUCGCCGCAGGAGCGUUGCUUCUUACUCUCCGCAAUAUUCACACCGUGGCUCUCGCCAUUGUAUGUACACCUCGCCCCAUUCUGAUCGUUCACGUUCAAUCACACGACACUCACCCUCGUCCCCAGACCGGCAGCAAUUACUUUCACCACGGCCAAUUACUCAGGACUCUAUCCCGCCGGCUCAACGCCCACCAACGCCUAGUGGGGAUGCGUCAACAGCCUCUGCCCCACAUGACGAUAUCACUCAGUCACCUGUAGCAGAGCAACAGCCCACGGCCUCUCCGACAGAUGCCGCUUCCUCUUCCCUGGACAACGCGGUGUUUAAUGACGAACCCUCUCUCGCGGAUGAUUACAAACAAUUCCAUGAACUUUUCAAACGGAUAGCAUAUUCACAAAACUUAUGUACCUCCGAGGCGCCACAAAAGCACCAUGCCCUCCUCAGAAACUUACAACAAGCCAACAAAUCGAAACUAGCUCUCCCGUUCGAUGCCGCUAUUCUUGAGGUAGCUAAUGACAUCUGGCAAACCCCGGCAUCUGUGCCCCCUACCAAUAAACGCACAGACAGGAAAUACUUUAUUGAUGCCAAAGACGCAGAAUUUCUUUUUACUCACCCCGUCCCUAAUUCCAUCGUUGUCGACGCAGCCCAGCAAAAGAAAGGCAAGGUCCGCGCAAGCGAGAAAUUCUGCUGCGGACAAGGAAGCUAAGCAUCUGGACCUGCUCGGCAGGAAGGUAUAUUCGUUGGCAACAGCCACACUAA